This is a messenger RNA of Hemicordylus capensis (graceful crag lizard), 969 nucleotides long. Its product is annotated as olfactory receptor 10G6-like. Gene Ontology annotation, molecular function: olfactory receptor activity; G protein-coupled receptor activity. NCBI's taxonomy places the organism in Eukaryota, Metazoa, Chordata, Lepidosauria, Squamata, Cordylidae. Gene Ontology annotation, cellular component: membrane. The record is from RefSeq and is a predicted model, not a curated record. Gene Ontology annotation, biological process: G protein-coupled receptor signaling pathway. The transcript is spliced from 2 exons. Bases 1 to 969 code for a protein of 322 amino acids.
AUGGAAUGUGAAAACCGAACUGCUUUGCAUGAAUUUGUCCUCAUGGGCAUACCCCACCCUGAGGGGUUGCACGUCCCGUUGUUCCUCUUCUUUGUGAUCAUCUAUUUGCUGACCAUCACUGGGAACAUCCUGGUCCUCUUGGCCGUGGGCUCUGAACCUCAGCUGCACAAGCCCAUGUACUGGUUUCUCUGCCACUUAUCCAUCCUGAACAUGGCAAUGUCCACCGUGAUAGUGCCCAAAGUGAUUUCUGGGUUCUUGGAAGGUGGUAGGGUCAUCUCUGUUGGAGGCUGCAAGACCCAGCUCUUUUUUUACCACUUCCUGGGCUCCACAGAGUGCUUCCUGUACACAGUAAUGGCUUACGACCGUUUCCUGGCCAUCUGCAAACCUCUCCACUAUUAUGCCACCAUGAGCCCGAGAGUAUGUCUCUGUCUCUCUUUGGGCGCAUGGCUUGGUGGAUCUCUGCAUUCAACUUUGGAAACGACCCUCACGUUCUAUUUGCCAUAUGGCACGAGGAAUGAAAUCUACUACAUCUUCUGUGAUAUACCUGCUUUGUUGAAGCUCGCCUGUGUGGACACAAAGUUCAAUGAGAUGUUUACGUUUGUAGACGUUGGUUUGGUGGCCAUGGUCUGCAUCGUCUUGAUUCUGAUGUCUUAUGUCUACAUUCUCUCUACCAUUCUAAAGAUUCACUCAGUUGAAGGGCAACGCAGGGCAUUCUCCACCUGUGCUGCCCACAUCAUUGUAGUGAUGACCUGCUAUGUGCCACUAGCUUUCAAUUAUUUGAGACCGGGGGCUCAAGAUCUUCUGGGGAGGAUAGUGGCUAUUUUCUACACAACACUGACCCCAUUUCUGAACCCCCUUAUUUAUACGCUAAGGAACAAGGAGAUGAAAGAGGCUAUGUUGAGAUUAAGGGAGAAGAUGAACCAUUCAGAAGAUGCAAGGAUAGAUCCGCAACAAAACGUUACAAUAUAG